AUGGGUGCCAGCGAGUCCAAGGUGUCCCAAUCGCACACCUUCAAGGCCCGUCUUAUCGAAGCCCAGAUUCAGGCCCGCGUAGCCAAGGAGCUCAAGGCCCUCGAGAAGAAGCAAGACGAGGCCCUGGCCGCGGCGCGCGAGAAGCUCGCCUCCAUCUCCGAAACCGACAGCAACAAUAGCGGCGAGAUGACCGGCAGCGUCGUGGGUAAGCAGCUCGACCAGCUGCGCGCCCAGCUCGAGGCUCGCAAGCAGAUCCGCGACCUGCCCAAGGAAGUUGAGGGCGCCAGGGGGGAGAUGGUGCGGUGCCUAACGGAGAAUGACCGCCGUCCGCUCGACUGCUACAACGAGGUGGAGAAGUUCAAGGCCGAGGUUAGGAAGAUGGAGAGGGAGUGGGUGAACAAGGUGACGGCGUGA
Messenger RNA from Geosmithia morbida, 414 nucleotides. RefSeq names its product altered inheritance of mitochondria protein 13. The record is from RefSeq and is a predicted model, not a curated record. The transcript has 2 exons. Lineage: Eukaryota; Fungi; Ascomycota; Sordariomycetes; Hypocreales; Bionectriaceae. Bases 1 to 414 code for a protein of 137 amino acids.